AUGUUGAAGAGCACGAUCGCCCUUCUCUUCCCUCUCGCCUGCACUGUCACGGCAACCCCCAUCGUCCAGAGGCAAGAUGUCGAUUGUGCCCCGAAUUCGUCCUCGGGCCUCAAGGCAGAGUGCUGGGAGGCACUGGAGAUGGAUAAGUACAUCAACGACUGGAUGGCAACCAACAGCGCCGCUGCCGGGUGUGACACCCUGGGGUUUGCCCAGUGCUACCUCCAGUUCAACGGCCUGACCACUCUGACCUGUGACGACAUCACGUCUUCGACGUGUCCUCCUCCCUCGUCGACCGUCUCCUAUUCUAGCAACCAACAUUUCUACGCUCUCUGGAACAUCUACGCAGUUCACCAGUUCUUCAACCAGUACUCUCAAGCACUGAGCAACGGCGUGGCUCUCGCAGGCCAGACCGUGGACAAGAUCGUAGCAACCGUGGCUCCACCCGUCGAGGCCCAGCAGCCCGCGAGCUCGUUGAUGAAGGUCCUCGGAUCGACCCUCGGCGUCGUCAGCCUCUUCACGGGCGUGCUCCCCGGCGGCACCGGUGACGCGAUCCGGCUGAUCCACAGCGGUCUGGCCCAGGCCCUGUCGCUGAAGAAGGAGCUCCCAGACACGCUCGUCAAGCCGUCGCAGACGGCCAACGACCGCUUCAUCCAGCUCGGCAACAUUGGCUCUUCGCUCGCCAACCUCGUCGAGGACUACCAGAAGAACGUGCUCGACACGGUCGUGGCCCUGCAGCGCAACCACACGCUCUUCGCGACGGCCUGCGGCCAGGGCGGCUUCUCGCAGCGCGUCACGACGUCGCUGACCAUCCAGUCGAGCCAGCUCUACCGCCAGCUGCAGCUCUACGUGCUCUCGAGCGCCCUCAAGGCCAACGGCAUCGUCUCGGCCAAGAGCCCCGGCGUCGACGCCCUCCAGUUCGCCACCGAGACGGACCAGAUCUCCUGCACCGGCCUCAGCAACGGCGGCUUCUGCAACCAGUGGUGGCUCGACGGCCAGGGCAGCACCUACUCGUUCCACAACCCGCGCGACACGCGCAACACGCACGUCGCCCUCACACGCACCAUUGUCGAGGAGGGCUGGGCCACGCUCGACCAGGUCUUCCGCGUCGAGGACUGCGCCGGCCGCGAGCCCGAGUUCGACGUCGGCUCCCUCGGCGUCACCUGCAUGGCCUCGCACGGCUUCUGCGAGUGGAACUACCAGCCCACCACCAUGGACGCCCGCCGCGAGCCCCAGUUCAAGAACUGUCCCGACGACGGCAACUGGGGCUAUCUCUGCAGCAGCUUCUCCCACCAGAUCCUCGUUCCCGAGUCGUACUUGGGCCCCCUCCUCAUCAGGGACACAUUCGGCGUGACCCAGAUCUGCAAGAAGCGUUAG
Molecule: messenger RNA, 1374 nt
Organism: Verticillium alfalfae VaMs.102
Lineage: Eukaryota; Fungi; Ascomycota; Sordariomycetes; Glomerellales; Plectosphaerellaceae
Exons: 3
Coding region: 1-1374 (457 amino acids)
Source: RefSeq, a predicted model, not a curated record